AUGUCAGCAGUUUUCUUAGUGUUUACUGCUGUUGCUUUCCAUGCGUUGUCUCUAGGCUCCAUAGAGGCCAUAUCGUCUAUGUCUAUAGACCUAGGAACGGAGUUUAUGAAAGUUGCAGUGGUUUUGCCCGGAAAGCCCAUGGAAAUCGCUCUUACUCCCGAUUCCAAGCGAAAAACUUCAACUGCAAUCGGCUUUAAAAACAAUGAGAGGUUAUUUGGCAGUGAUGCUGUUAAUUUGGCUUCCAAAAAUCCUGAAUACGUAUUCCAAUCUAUUCCAUCUCUUCUUGGGAAGUCUAUUGAUCAUCCAGUGGUGAAAUUGUUUCAAGAACGUUAUCCUUAUCACAAUUUAUCUUAUGAUGCUACAUCUGGGCAACUAUUUUUCACUCGUAAGGAUGGGGUGAUAUUUUCGGUUGAUGAACUGGUCGCUAUGCUUCUUGAAUACGCCCACAAUUAUGCUGAGCUAUAUGCUGGUUCCAUUAUCAAGACUUGUGUAUUGACUGUACCUAGUCAUUUUAGUCAGUCUGAGAGGCGUCGCUUGAUACAGGUGUCUGAAAUGGCUGGCUUAAAUGUUCUCCAAUUAAUUAAUGACAAUUCUGCAGUGGCUCUGAAUUUCGGUUUACUCCGUUUUAAAAGUUUCAACGAAACACCUCAAUAUUACGUAUUUUUUGAUAUUGGUUCAAUGAGCACAACCGCAACCUUAGCAGCAUACACAUAUGGAAAACACAGAGAUGGGGAUGUUGUUGGAGAUUUUCCAAUGUUGAGAAUUGUUAAUGUCAGUCAUGAUUCAACAUUUGGCACACAGGCUUUCAUUUAUCGGAUAAGAGAUCAGUUAUUAGAAAAAUUCUGUGAAACAAAGAAAUUCAAUAAAGAACAUGUGAAAAAAAAUCAUCGAGCUAUGUCUAAAUUGACUAUAGAAGCUUCAAAUGUCCUUACCAGACUUAGUGCGAAUUCGGAAAUAUUCGCCCAG
Molecule: messenger RNA, 966 nt
Organism: Schistosoma turkestanicum
Lineage: Eukaryota; Metazoa; Platyhelminthes; Trematoda; Strigeidida; Schistosomatidae
Source: the annotation of a GenBank genome assembly